AUGCUCACCAACCGCCGCUCAACCCUCAUGGUCCCCGGCACCGUCAACGGGCGUCCGGCAUCCUACACGCCCGGCGCCACCGCGCCCCCGACCCUCGCCACGCUUCGCCCGGAAAACGAGCCGCACUGCACGGCGCCCGCGAUCCUGACCUCGACCAUGGCGACGCUGCCGGGGUACCGCGUGUCCCGCGUCCUCGGCGCCGUGUUCGGGAGCACGACGUACGCGCUCAAGGACACCAAGGCGUUGCUGAAAGCUAGCGCGGCCGGCGGCGAGGUCAAGAGCCUCACGCACAUCAUGUACAACGCGCGCGACCAGGCCGCCGAGCGCAUGACGCGCGACUGCGUGGCCAGGGGCGCGAAUGCGGUUGUGGGCGUCGCGUUCGAGGAGAGGGAGGUCUUGGGUUUUAUACAGGUCUCGGUUUGCGGGACCGCGGUGUAUGUCGAGAAGGAGAAGGUUCCUGAGAACCCGUUCUCGCCAUGA
Annulohypoxylon truncatum is the source of this 480-nucleotide messenger RNA. RefSeq lists its product as uncharacterized. The record is from RefSeq and is a predicted model, not a curated record. Bases 1 to 480 code for a protein of 159 amino acids. NCBI's taxonomy places the organism in Eukaryota, Fungi, Ascomycota, Sordariomycetes, Xylariales, Hypoxylaceae. The transcript has a single exon.